AUGGCUUCUAAUUCAAACUGUGGUGCUCUUACAACACGCAGCAUGACUAACAUAUGGCUGAUUGGACAGUUACAAAGUGAACUUUCAGUAAAUGUAUUGCCUACAACAGGUGAUGUCCUGAGAAUGUUUUUUUAUUAUCAUCAAGUAGAAAAGAAAACUGAAAGUGCAAAACUGUCGUCAGAUAAGGUCAUGGACAUGUGGAACAAGGCUAGAAUACCAACAACCUACCAUAUUCAUGUUGUAGAAAAAGUAAAUGAAGCACAACGAGCACGAGAGAAGGAAUUUGAAAAAAAGGAGCACAUGCUGUUUGAUAUUGCUCACCAACACGCCAUGCAGCUCAUCCGAAUUCAGGAAGAUAUAGAAUUUCUUGAAGACCAGAGGGGCAGUCGACGAAUGCAAAUGAGUGGCAUUGAUAAAGACCUGACCAAGAAAGAAGAGCGCACAGAACAACGUAAAUGCAAAAAAGAAGAGAGAAAAGAGCGAGAGCAGAAGCGGAUGACAGAAAGUACCUCACUACAUUUAUCUAGUUCUGAUGACAGUGAUAGUGAACAGCAGGACACAGAGGACAACUAUGAAAUUGAAAUUCCAGUGUACUACAAAAAGCAGAUCAGUGAAGUAGAAGACAGUCUGUCAAGCAGUGCCAGCAAAAAAACACGAACUGUGCAGGAUAUGUUGUCGUCGCCAGAUGUUGCUUCAGCACUGGAUAGAAUAAACCUGUCAGAUAGAAAGUUCACAGUAUUAGCAGCAGCCAUUGCACAAGCUAGUGGGCAAGACAUCAGGGAUACAUCUCUGUCACGUUCCACAGUUCAUCGUAAACGACAGCAACAUCGAUCAACCAUUGACAGCAGUAUUCGUCAACAAUUUCAGGAUCGUGACAGAAACCCCCUUCUGGUUCACUGGGAUGGGAAGAUCAUGAAUGAUGAUCCACACUCCAGAACUGAUAGACUGGCUGUUGUUGUGACUGGCUGUAAUGUGGAGAAAAUCUUAGGAAUUGUUAAAAUUGCAUCAAGCACGGGACAAGCACAGGCCAAUGCAACUUUUCAGUUGCUCAAAUUAUGGGACGUUAGUGAAGACAUUAUAGGCAUGUGCUUUGAUACUACUGCUGCCAAUACUGGGACGUCAAGUGGAGCAUGUGUUUUGCUGGAGAAACUGCUCCAUAGAAAUCUCUUGCAUUUUGCUUGUCGUCAUCAUGUACAUGAAUUGAUAAUCGGUGAAGUUUUCACAGUUCUGUUUGGUCCAAGCCGGGCCCCAACAUGGAAAUGGAUGGCCAAAGUGAUCUACUGUCUCAAAAUGUAUUUGUUCCGCAAUGAAUUCAAGCUAACAGCAACUGAAACAAAAAGUUUAACUGAAUUCUGCCUAUUUGCAACCCAUAUAUAUGUGCCAGCAUGGAUGUUGUGCCCAAUACCCAGUGAUGCACCAGUCAAUGACCUGCAACUUCUGAGCAGAAUUGAACAAUACUCUGAAAUCAACAAGAAUGUAGCAAGUGCUGCCACAAAAAAGUUGAAGAAUCAUCUGUGGUAUCUCGGUACAGAAAUGGUUUGGCUGUCAUUGUUCUCAAAUAAGGUUGCAAAUGCUGAGAAGCAGUUGAUUGUGGAAGCAAUGACUGCAGUAGAUUCUGACUGGAGUGUGCGAGGUGUCAAAUAUCCUGCAACUGAACUGGAACAGGUGAAAAGCAAACCACUGCAUGAUCUGGUAUCAGGUACAUCUCGUGCUGCAUUGUUAUUACUUGGAAUGGAUGUUGCUAUCUUGCGUGAAACUGAACCAGACUCAUGGAAUGAUCUUCCUUUAUUUCAAAAAGUAGCAAAUGUUGUGAAGUCACUUAAGGUCGUUAAUGACACUGCAGAACGCACUGUGGCACUCAUGACAAAUUUUAACCAGUCUAUAACCAAAAAUGAAACAGAACUGCAAAAACUGAUACAGGUGGUGGAGGACAAUCGAACACGUAUUCCGGACUCCUCUAAGCGCACAUUAGCCAGUGCUCAAGCAGCUGCUGCUAUGUUUCGAGUCUGA
This is a messenger RNA of Helobdella robusta, 2010 nucleotides long. RefSeq lists its product as hypothetical. The record is from RefSeq and is a predicted model, not a curated record. NCBI's taxonomy places the organism in Eukaryota, Metazoa, Annelida, Clitellata, Rhynchobdellida, Glossiphoniidae. The coding region runs from base 1 to 2010 and encodes 669 amino acids. The transcript has 3 exons.